AUGGUUGCGAAACAGUUCUACUUGCUGGGCGAGGCUAUCACCUCUGCCCAAGGCGUUGAUAUCGAGUCCACAAUUGACUUUGAAGGACUUCGACUGCUGAUUGCAGGCCAAUUUGCCAUUGUCGAGCCCAAUGGCAUUGGAUUUCAAUCAGAAGAUGCCACACUGUCCACCCCCGCAGAGAUUCUCGCCCAAGAAGAGCCCAUCGCAAUCUCAAUAGAUGGAAAGGCGGUUCGGGAGAUCCCCGGCCCCAAGGGUCUGCCCUUUGUGGGCAACUUCUUCGAGGUGUACCCCGACCAUCUGGGCAACCACCAGCGUCUCUUCGAGCAGUACGGCCCUAUCAUUCAAACCACCAACAUGGGCCGGACGGUCUACCACACCAAUGACCCCGAGCUGUCAGCCAUCGUCUUUGCCGAGUCUGAUUUCUUCACAAAACGUAUCAUCGAGGGACACCCUCUACACCCCAUCAAGAACCAGGAAGCCGGUGUGUUCCUCGGUGAUACCGAUACCCCCGAGUGGCGCGCCGCACAUAAAUUCCUGCCUCCGGCCUUUGGUCCCAAGGCUGUGCGCCAUUAUGCGCCGACGAUGCAGGAGACCGUCGAGGAUUCAUUCAGUGUUUUUGACGAGUUAGAUGAGCGAGGCGAGGCAUGGAAUGUAUACCAGUACAUGCUGAAGCUCGGAUCGCAGGCUGUGGGUAAGCUGGUGCUGGGUAUGGACUUCAAGCAUUUCACUGCCGUUGAUGCGCCGCCGCACGAGCUCGUCUACCGCAUCGCCGAGUCCCUAGAGUUGAACAAGAAGGUGACGGCUCGUGGUGACUGGUAUGCCAAGCUUCCCUUUGGCGACCCCAAGCGUCUGCGAGAUGCUCGCUAUCGUAUUAUUGAGAUGGUCAACGAGUCCAUUGACAAUGCCUCUCGGGGUGGUAUCGAAGAUCUCCCUCUGCAAGAUGCCGCUUUGCAGGCCUCUAACAUGAUCGAUUACAUUAUCCGCGCCACCGAUAACAAGGGCGAGAAGCUACCCAAGACCAGUCUCAUGCAAGCACUGGUAGUAGCCACCGGUGCCGGGUUCACCACCACCAGCUCCUUGCUCUCGUGGCUGCUAUAUUCCAUAGUCAACUACCCCGGCAUGCAAGAGCGACUCCUCCAGGAGCUCGUCGACAAUGGCAUCACUGCCGAUACUCCUCUGACAGCCGACCUCACCGACCGCCUCACCUUCCUCGACAAAUUCAUCAAAGAGACUCAACGCCGACACAACCCCUCCUACCAACCCGCCCGCACCGCCAAGGUCUCCAUGAUCCUCCCUGGCGGCUACAAACUCCCGGAGGAUUCCAUCGUCAUCCCGGCCCUUCACCACGUCCACAACAACCCUGCCGUCUGGAGUAAUCCUGCACGCUUCGAUCCGGAUCGCUGGGAUACCCAAGAAGUCAAGGACCGUCAUAAAAAUGCAUACAUGCCCUUUGCCGCGGGGCCCCGAAUGUGCAUUGGCUUCAACUUCGCGUUGCAGGAAGUCAAGGUUUUCUUGCCGAAAUUGCUCUUCCGGUAUAAAUUCACCAAGGAGAAUGAUGGACCAGUUGACUAUGAUCCCAUGUUCCAGUUGAUCCGGCCAACCAACUUUUACGUGCGGGCCGAGAGACGCGUGAAGUGGCCACCCAGGAGCGAACAGUCAUAG
Molecule: messenger RNA, 1662 nt
Organism: Penicillium brevicompactum
Lineage: Eukaryota; Fungi; Ascomycota; Eurotiomycetes; Eurotiales; Aspergillaceae
Product: cytochrome P450
Exons: 3
Coding region: 1-1662 (553 amino acids)
Molecular function (GO): heme binding; iron ion binding; monooxygenase activity
Source: RefSeq, a predicted model, not a curated record